Messenger RNA from Drepanopeziza brunnea f. sp. 'multigermtubi' MB_m1, 3120 nucleotides. RefSeq lists its product as uncharacterized. The record is from RefSeq and is a predicted model, not a curated record. Gene Ontology annotation, molecular function: metalloexopeptidase activity. NCBI's taxonomy places the organism in Eukaryota, Fungi, Ascomycota, Leotiomycetes, Helotiales, Drepanopezizaceae. Gene Ontology annotation, biological process: proteolysis.
AUGACAUGGUAUAAUCCAUUCGCAUUCGUUCCCAUGGCAGUAACGCUCGUUACUUGCCUGGUCUACCUCGCUAUCAUUAUCCCACUCCUCAUCGUCCACGAAACCGUCCCUUCGGCGCCCGAGAACCCGACGAUAUAUCGUGGACUCAAUCUUACCGAAGCCUGGCUGGAUCUGGCAGAGCUGAGCAACGGGUACCACCCGUACAACAGUCAUAGGAAUGAUGAGGUCAGAAAUUGGCUACUAAGGAGGGUGGAGGCGAUUCUGGACAGUAAUGGGGUGAACUACGAGACGGGCCCGGACGAGAGCGGCAUAAAAGCAGAGCCAUCGCAUACCAAGGAGGAGCUGCAUGGUAGCGAAUACGAAGCUUCAGUAUUUGAAUUGGGCUUAGGCGCGCAAUCUGCAGACAGUGACGAGCUUCGAAGCCGCUCCACCAAGCCAGCAGCAGUUGUCUUCAAUGACCUCGCGUCGAACUACACAACCAGUGCCCUUACGAGCAUUGGUGUAACUGGGCGAAGAUUGGGCAUCAGCACGUACUUCGAGGGGAACAACAUCAUAGUCUAUAUUCGCGGCACGGAGGAUGAGGAGGAAGACUGGUGGAAACCGCUGCCCCCAUACACACAUCGACUUCACGGCAAGGGAGGAGUGAUGGUCAAUGCCCAUUUCGACAGUGUAUCGACCGGAUACGGAGCUACCGAUGAUGGUAUGGGAGUUGUCACGGCUUUGCAACUCAUCAAGUACUACACCACCGAAGGGAAUACUCCAAAGCGGGGGGUUAUUGUUCUGCUGAACAAUGGUGAGGAAGAUGGUCUGUAUGGCGCCAAAGCUUUCCUCUCCCACCCUAUGGCUACUUUCGUUCAUACCUUCCUGAACCUCGAAGGGGCCGGAGCCGGAGGCAGAGCAAUGCUUUUCCGGAGUACAGAUACUGAAGUUACUCGAGCCUACGGGAGUGCCAAGCAUCCCCUUGGAACAGUGGUUAGUGCAGAUGGCUUUGCCCUAGGUUUUAUCAGGAGUGAGACGGACUAUGUGGUUUUCCGAGCCGAGGGAUACCGUGGUCUGGAUGUCGCUUUCUGGGAACCCAGAGCUAGGUAUCACACAGAGCAGGACGACGCGAAGCAUGCUUCCCGAGACUCAUUGUGGCAUAUGUUAUCUGCAUCCGUGGCAACGAUGGACUAUCUGACUUCUCAUACGGAAGAGUUCGUUGGACCUAGGCGGGAUAACCUCCCUGGAAAAGUCAAGAAUGGGCGUGGUACCGACGGCGUAUGGUUCGACCUGUUUGGCAUGGUCAUGGCUGUGUUCGGACUGCGAAAACUAUUUGCCUGGUCCCUGACAAUCCUCAUCGCUUCGCCACUGAUCCUGAUGCUUGUCUCUUACCUUUUGAUACGCCAGGACAAAUACUAUCUCUUUUCUGGGGCUGUCAAGAUUGAAGGCCGCGAAACCGAGGUGGUUUCCUUGAAAGGCUGGAGAGGAGCUUUCCGAUUCCCAAUUGUUCUCAUCAUCUCGGGCGCACUCACACUUGGGGCUGCUUUUCUGUUGAAGAAGAUCAAUCCUCUGAUUGUGUACUCGUCACCAUAUGCUGUUUGGUCGAUGUCGCUUACUCUCUUCUUCUGCGUCUUCUGGUUCCUUAUGGCUGGCUGCAAUUUCGUCCGACCGUCCGCACUUCACCGGGUCUACGCACUCAUCUGGAUGUUUAUCAUCGGAUGGGUACUUCUGUUGGGUGCUACGAUCUUCGAGGAUCGUUUCAAGGUCAGCAGUGCUUACAUCUUCCUCUUUUAUCAAGGUGCUAUCUCAUUAGCAACGCUCAUUGGCUUGCUAGAGCUAUUUGCUCUCCCUAAGAAGAGCACUUUGGUCGAAGCUGUACGUGACGCACAUGAGACAAGAGAAGGACUAGAGGCUUUGCCCCAUUCUGGUAGCAUUGUCACUGGCGAUGCACAAGAUGAAAGCAAUGAUGCCGAUGCUGAUGCCGAUGCUGAUGAAGAGCCGAAUGAAACGACUCCGCUGGUGGGAGGUAACGAUAAUCAAAGUACAAUUGGCGCCACGUUUGCUCGUGGCUACCGACAAAUCAUUCCUGAACAGGUCGAUGGUGUCGAUGGUGCCGAUGAUACCGAUGCUGCUGACGACAAAGCUAUCGCUUUCGGCGACGAGCAAAAGUGGUCUGCCAAUAUGCCAUCAUGGACCUGGCUUCUGCAAUUCCUUCUACUCGGCCCCUCGAUAAUCAUAAUCAUUGGUCAGGUCGGGCUGCUCAUUGUGGCGGCACUUACCCAAACUGGCUCGGAUGGAAGCCCUCUAUUGCUGCCAUACCUGCUCAUCUCAGUAUUCUCGAUACUUCUCAUCCUACCCACAACCCCUUUCCUGCACCGCAUUACUGCCCACGUCCCGACUUUCUUCCUCCUGAUCUUCAUCAGCACUCUGGUCUACAACCUUUUGGCCUUCCCGUUUUCGUCCAAUAAUCGCUAUAAGGCUUACUUCCAGCAGACUGUUGAUCUUGAAAGUGGCAUCAACCAAGUCACUCUUGCUGGAAUUGAAGAGUACGUCCGAUUGAUGAUCGAUGAGAUCCCCUCGGCCGCAGGUCAGGAGAUAUCUUGCAAAUCAAAAGACAACAUUCGACAAGGUCUCUCCUACUGCUCGUGGCACGGCAUAGCCCCCAAGGUAGUUGACAACGUCAAGAAUGGCAUUCCACCUGAGAAGGGCUAUCAAGAUUGGAUGAACUUCAAUGUCACUCGUGCAAAGGGCUCGAACAAAGCUACCUUCCAUAUCUCUGGUAUCGACACGAAAGCCUGUAUUCUCCGAUUUGAUGAUCCAUUCACAGCAUUCGAAGUACAUGGCGCUGCCAAGAGCGAUGGUAAGUGGAAUGAUGUCCCUGAGAGUGGGAGCGACCAGAUCAAGCUCUGGCACAGAGAUUGGGACCGCGAGUGGGUAGUGGAUGUUGAGUGGCCAGUCAGCGAAGGCAAGCAAGAGGGUGAAGAAGGUAGAAGUGGAAGAGUCGUGUGUUUCUGGAGCGACCACAAUGAGCUGGGCACGAUCCCAGCCUUGGACGAGGUUCAGAGGUUCAUGCCUGCUUGGGCGGCUGUUACGAAAUUGAUGGAUGGGCUGGUGGAGGGGAGCAAGGCUUUUAUUGUUUAA